CGCAUCAUAAUUUAGUAUCGAAAGUCACUUACGACAAAAAUUCUUUUAAAUGGGAUUUUAAUGAAAAUGCCAUGGCAACUGAAAAAUUAGCAGAAGGCAUAAGAUCAUUUGCUAAAGAUACUAGAACUUUAUAUUCGAUUUUAAGGCAACGGUUGACUAAUGAAAGCUCGAUAAUUUCUGAAAAAAUCUCUGAAGAUAUUAAACCGGCUGCUGAAAUCUCUGAAGAUAUUAAACCGGCUGCUAAAAUCUCUGAUGAUAUUAAACCGGCUACUAAAAAUAGUACACCCUUUAAGAUGUUUAAACGCCUAGCCAAACUUGAGACUAAUCAAGCUUGA
Cetraspora pellucida is the source of this 335-nucleotide messenger RNA. Lineage: Eukaryota; Fungi; Glomeromycota; Glomeromycetes; Diversisporales; Gigasporaceae. The record is from the annotation of a GenBank genome assembly.